This is a messenger RNA of Closterium sp. Naga37s-1, 774 nucleotides long. The record is from the annotation of a GenBank genome assembly. Lineage: Eukaryota; Viridiplantae; Streptophyta; Zygnematophyceae; Desmidiales; Closteriaceae.
AUGAACUGGGGCACGCGGGGGGUCGGGAAGAGGCUCGGGUGGAGGAGGGGCGUCAGAGGGAGGAGGUUCAAGAGGAGGAGGGGAAAUAGGUGGGAGGCCAUUAGGGUGCUCGAGGACUACAUCAAGAAGGCAGUAGUCUUGGAUGAUGACGGAGCCAAGGUGGUGCGGUCAAGGAGGGGGGACGACACCACCUGGAAGGGUGGUGCGGUCACGGUGUGUGCGGCUGCGCUGGGUCACCCGCGGCUGCGCUGUCCGCCCUUGUCGCGGCGGUUUAGGCCACGACGAGCGCCCGCGUUCGUCAUGGCGGAUGCGCCCGACCGCGGAGGUCGCCUCCGCUGGUCGCGUCCGCGGCGGUCGCCUCCGCUGGUCGCCUCCUCGGCGGUCGCCUCCGCUGGUCGCCUCCGCGGCGGUCGCCUCCGCUGUCCGCGGCGGUCGCCCGCGUUCGCCUCCGCUGUCCGCGGCGGUCGCCCGCGUUCGUCGCGUUCGCUGCCCGCGUUCGUCGCGUCCGCGGCGGUCGCCCGCGGUCGUCGCGUCCGCGGCGGUCGCCCGCGGUCGUCGCGUCCGCGGCGGUCGCCCGCGUUCGUCGCGUCCGCGGCGGUCGCCCGCGGUCGUCGCGUCCGCGGCGGUCGCCCGCGGUCGUCGCGUCCGCGGCGGUCGCCCGCGGUCGUCGCGUCCGCGGCUGUCGCCCGCGUUCGCGGCGUUCGCGGGCGACAUUCGCGGCGUCCGCGGCGGGCGCCCGCGUUCGCGGCGUCCGCGGCGGUCGCCCCCUAUUAG